ACUGCUUAACGGCACAGGUCGAAGGCCCCGAGGUUCAGCUCUUUUCCUGAGGCAUCAACACUUGGGCAAACCAAGAGUCCAACUCCCUUAGUGCCCGACCAUGAUGGUUGUUGCCCUUUCUUGCUGGAUGAGGCUCAAGUGCAGAGAAUGACGUGCAAGAGGACCCGGCCGGGGGAAGGGCGACCUAACGCCUCCUGCUGGUCAUUCUGCCCCAGGACAGCGAUGGGCCGGGUGUGACCCACGAAGCGACCAGCCCCAGCACUUCCUUCACCAUCGUACACCCGUUCCCGUAGCCCCAUUCUUAGAUCUCUUUCUGGUCAGGAUCGCUAGGUUUGGCUUGUUUGGGGGCUGAGCUCCCCUAGAAUGGAGAGAGCCAUGGAGCAACUGAACCGCCUGACCCGAUCGCUGCGUCGAGCCCGGACCGUGGAGCUCCCUGAAGAUAAUGAAACUGCAGUUUAUACUUUAAUGCCCAUGGUUAUGGCUGAUCAACACCGGUCUGUAUCGGAGUUACUCUCAAAUUCCAAGUUUGAUGUCAACUAUGCCUUUGGGAGAGUGAAAAGAAGUUUACUUCACAUUGCUGCCAACUGUGGAUCUGUUGAAUGCCUGGUUUUACUUUUAAAAAGAGGAGCCAAUCCAAAUUAUCAAGAUAUUUCAGGAUGUACACCUCUACACUUGGCAGCCAGAAAUGGACAGAAGAAAUGUAUGAGUAAAUUACUAGAGUUCAACGCUGAUGUCAACAUUUGCAACAACGAGGGCCUAACUGCUAUUCACUGGCUUGCUGUCAAUGGCCGAACCGAACUUCUUCAUGACCUUGUUCAACAUGUCACGAAUGUUGAUGUAGAGGAUGCAAUGGGGCAGACUGCGCUGCAUGUUGCUUGCCAAAAUGGGCACAAAACAACCGUAUUGUGCUUGUUGGACAGCGGAGCAGACAUAAAUAGACCUAAUGUAUCUGGAGCGACUCCCCUGUAUUUUGCCUGCAGUCAUGGCCAGAGGGAUACAGCACAAAUUCUGCUACUUCGAGGAGCAAAGUACCUUCCUGAUAAGAAUGGAAUCACACCACUGGACCUCUGUGUACAAGGUGGUUAUGGUGAAACCUGUGAUAUACUCAUACAGCACCAUCCAAGACUUUUUCAGACAUUGAUUCAAAUGACUCAGAAUGAAGAUCUUAAAGAAAAUAUGCUGCGCCAGGUCCUUGAACAUUUGUCUCAGCAAAACGAAAGUCAGUAUCUCAAGAUCCUUACAAGCCUUGCUGAAGUAGCUACAACAAAUGGCCACAAACUCCUAAGUAUCUCUAGUAGCUAUGAAGCUCAAAUGAAGAGUUUACUCCGAAUCGUGAGGAUAUUUUGCCACGUUUUUUGCAUUGGGCCUUCUUCUCCCAGUAACGGAAAUGACAUGGGUUACAACGGAAACAAAACUCCAAGAAGCCAAGUGUUCAAGGUCAGAAAAGUAUAUGACGUGUUUAGGAAGAUAGACGUUAAAGAGAUGAAUUUGACAAAGCAUGCUCUCAUUUAUCAGACCCUUCCUGAGCAGGACCCCUUAGAAUUACUUUGGCAUUCUUUAGACGAAUGGUUAGUGCUUAUAGCCACUGAACUCACUAAAGACAAGAAAGACUCUUCCAACAUCGCUUGCAUUUUACUGAAGCAAAAUGCACUGGAUCAACAAGAUAUUUCUCUCGCUCAUCAAUCAGCCAUUGGAAGGAGUGGAAGCCAAGAACAUCUAUUAGUAUCAUCAGGCAAAGGGGACUUUGAGAGCUCAGAUGCUGCUGGGAAGCAGGAAGCCGUUGCAGAUGGUCAGGAUGUUAUCUCAAUGACAGCAAAUCGACUGAGUGCUGUCAUUCAAGCAUUCUACAUGUGCUGCUCUUGCCAAAUGCCUCAAGGAAUGACCUCGCCACGGUUCAUAGAGUUUGUCUGCAAACACGAUGAAGUUCUUAAAUGUUUUGUUAACAGGAACCCCAAAAUUAUUUUCGAUCAUUUUCAUUUUCUGCUGGAGUGUCCAGAACUGAUGGCACGUUUCAUGCACAUCAUAAAAGCACAGUCUUUUAAGGAGCGCUGUGAAUGGUUCUAUGAACACUUGCACACUGGACAACCUGAUUCAGAUAUGGUGCAUAGACCGGUGAACGAGAACGACAUACUACUGGUUCACAGAGAUUCUAUUUUCAGGAGUAGCUGUGAAGUGGUGUUUAAAUCAAAUUGUGAAAAACUUAAGCAAGGUAUUGCUGUCCGUUUCCAUGGAGAAGAAGGCAUGGGCCAAGGCGUGGUACGGGAGUGGUUUGAUAUAUUAUCUUCUGAAAUGAUCAAUCCUGACUAUGCAUUGUUUACACAAUCAGCAGAUGGAACAACUUUCCAGCCAAAUAGCAACUCCUCUGUAAAUCCGGAUCAUCUCAACUACUUCAGAUUCGCAGGCGAGAUCCUGGGUUUAGCGCUCUACCACAGGCAACUGGUCAACAUUUAUUUCACCAGAUCUUUUUACAAGCAUAUUCUUGGUAUCCCUGUAAAUUACCAAGACGUGGCCUCUAUCGACCCAGAAUACGCAAAGAACUUGCAGUGGAUUUUAGAUAAUGACAUUAGUGACCUGGGUCUGGAACUUACCUUCUCCGUAGAGACAGAUGUCUUUGGAGCUAUGGAGGAAGUGCCCUUAAAACCUGGAGGAGCGAGCAUUCUUGUUACACAAGAGAACAAGGCAGAAUAUGUUCAGCUUGUCACCGAACUUCGAAUGACGAGGGCUAUACAGCCGCAGAUCAACUGGUUUUUGCAAGGGUUCCAUAUGUUUAUACCGCCUUCUCUUAUACAGCUUUUUGAUGAAUUUGAGCUGGAGCUACUUCUGUCUGGCAUGCCAGAAAUUGACGUGAAUGAUUGGAUAAGAAACACAGAAUACACAAGUGGAUAUGAAAGAGAUGAUCAAGUGAUUCAGUGGUUUUGGGAGGUGGUACAAGAAUUAACACAGGAAGAGAGGGUUCUGCUUUUGCAGUUUGUAACGGGCAGUUCAAGGGUACCUCAUGGUGGAUUUGCAUAUAUCAUGGGUGGAAGUGGUCUGCAGAAUUUCACCAUAGCAGCCGUGGCAUAUACACCAAAUCUACUGCCAACAUCAAGCACAUGUAUCAAUAUGCUGAAGUUACCUGAAUAUCCCAGUAAAGAAGUCCUGAAGGACAGACUUCUUGUGGCAUUGCACUGUGGCAGCUACGGUUACACAAUGGCAUAAUAAAGAAAGAGGAAAACGAUCAUCUGACUAGUAAUGCUCAAUUUAGAACGGCAGAGCCAAUUUAGAAAUCUGUCAAGGAUGAAAAUGACUAGAUAUUGCCCACAGGCAGAGCUGACUUUCAAAGAUUUGUAAAGUACCUAUUUUCUUAGUAUAUGUAUUUAUGAGGUUAAGAGACUUCAGAAACCAAAAAAAAAAAACACUCUGUGGUAUCCUGAUUUUCCUGUUACAGAUAGUUUUAACAUUUAGGUACAUGGUUCAUGGAUAACUGACCUAUUUUCAUUAUUUCUUUUGUGUGCUUUGUCUUGACUUGAUUUUACUUUUUUUUAAGGAACAAGUGUUGUUGCGUAAUAGUGUGAGUUUAGAAAAAGAUCAUUGAAAAACUUGAGGAUAUAAUGGAUUUUUUGUAUACAUAGCUUUUACUUUUUUAAAUGGUGUGUUUACCAAUAUGUAAACAAUAUUUUUUUUGUCAUCACACCAUCCUCCUGUUGACAUUUUUAUCGUAUGUGUUUCUGUUUACAAAUAUACAGAUUAUUUUUUUUUUAAUGGACUGUUUUUUUGGACAUCACAACAUCAGUCAAUGGGGGAAAAAAGGAGGGAAAAUGUUGUUCAAAUUUUUAUUGCCGUAAUGUGUGUUUUUUGGUCAUUCCAAUUUUCGCCCUUUUCGUUGUUUUCAUUUCUAGUGCAAAGUAUUCAAAGUGUAAUUUUGUAAAAAAUGAUUUUGGUGAAAUAUAAAAUAUUUUAUAAAUGGUCUUUAAAGCA
Molecule: messenger RNA, 3957 nt
Organism: Spea bombifrons (plains spadefoot toad)
Lineage: Eukaryota; Metazoa; Chordata; Amphibia; Anura; Pelobatidae
Gene: HACE1
Product: HECT domain and ankyrin repeat containing E3 ubiquitin protein ligase 1
Exons: 24
Coding region: 364-3198 (944 amino acids)
Biological process (GO): proteasome-mediated ubiquitin-dependent protein catabolic process; positive regulation of protein catabolic process; protein polyubiquitination
Cellular component (GO): nucleus
Molecular function (GO): protein binding; ubiquitin-protein transferase activity
Source: RefSeq, a predicted model, not a curated record